CAGGUUUACCAGGUUCUUCAUGUGAGGCUGCGGGCAGGAACUUCUCCAAGACCUGGAUCUUGGAUUCUGGAAAGAGCUCUCGAAGAUGAAGAGUACAGACCGUGGACCUACUUCGCUCCGACGGCCGAAGAGUGUGAGGCUAGAUAUGGAGCACAGGCACCUUAUUGUCUUAGCAAUAUGUCCAGAGUUUCACCCAUGGAUGGUGGAGAGGUCCAUGUUAGUCUCAGUCAUGUCUACAAUAAUGUAUCAAAUACAGAGUUUUUGAAGCUGACGAAGGCGAGAUACAUUCAAUUCAGAUUUCAAAAAAUGAACAGUCAGAAACUUGAAAAAGCAAGGCAUGGUUCAGAUAUGGCAAAAAGGUUUUAUUACACUAUUAGAGACAUACUGAUUCAGGGAAGAUGUAUAUGUAAUGGACACGCUUCAAAAUGUUCAAUAUCUGAAGAUAAGAUUGGAAUAUGCGAAUGUAGCCACAAUACCGGUGGUCCUAGUUGUGAUCAUUGCCUUCCUUUGUACAAUCAAGAAAAGUGGCGCAGUGGAACCCCCAAAGAAGCCAAUGCAUGCCAGAAAUGUCAGUGCCAUGGCCACGGUUUAUCGUGCUCAUAUGAUGCCGAGGUGGCUGAUGCAGGACUGAGCCUAGACUCAAAAGGGAGGUUUUCAGGUGGUGGAGUUUGCAACUGCACUAACCAUACGACUGGAAUCAACUGCGAAAAAUGUGAUGUCGGAUGGUACAGACCCAGUGGUGUAAGGCCGGAUGCUCAUGUUCCAUGUAUCCCUUGUGACUGUAAAAGUCCUGGAUCAACUGGAUAUUGUAUAAAAGAUAAUUCUGAGGAACAUCUCGGAAAGAUCGCAGGAACCUGUGAAUGUCAAGAAGGCUUUACUGGUCUAAAAUGUGACAGAUGUGCACCAGGUUAUAAGGAUUUUCCAUCCUGUGAUCCGUGUACCUGUGAUUCUAGAGGAAUGCUUCCUGGAACAUCCUGCCAUUCCCAGUGCUUCUGCAAAGUAAACGUAGAAGGGAAACUUUGUGAUAAAUGCAGGGAAGGACAUUAUUUCCUAGAUCGAGAUAAUCCUGAUGGUUGUACUGAGUGUUACUGUUCUCACGUUACAAAUGUUUGCAGUUCUGCUGUUGGUUAUAAACCAAAAGAGGUACUUGAAAUGAAAGGAUGGAAAGUUACUGAUUUAUCGACAAGUUACAUCGUCGAACCGUACAAUCCUGACCCAGAUGCUGCAACUAUUUCAGUAGCAGAUAAUCAAAUGCCCGAUAUUGAGAAUUAUUAUUGGAUGGCUCCACACGUAUACAGAGGAAACAAAUUGACCAGUUAUGGCUCAACUGUCACUUUUACCGUGAGUUGGGAUGUAUUGAGGGGUGACACGAGUGGAAAAGCAACUACUGGCCCUGAUCUGGUCCUGAUUGGACACAAUGGACUAAAAAUAGGCUACGGUAAUACGUGGCAUGAAUCAAAGAACAUGAGUAUUACUGUCCAAUUAACACCUGAUGGUUGGUAUCACAUUGUUGAAGAUACAAAAGACGUUAUUGCAAGGUCUAGAAGAAAUCAUGAACCUUGGGAAGAAUACAGAGGGGAUGAUGUCAAUAGGCACCAACUGCUAAGUGUUUUAGCAGACAUAAAACACUUUCUUGUCAGAGCGAAAUUUCAUACUGACCAAGUUGAAGGAAGUUUAGAUUCCUGUGUUCUUGAAAUGGGAGUCGAAGGCUCUAAAGGAGCAGAUUUGAACAUUUUGGAAAAAUGCGAAUGUCCGGAAGGAUAUAAAGGACUUUCUUGUGAAAGCUGUGACUUUGGAUACGCUCGAAUCACUCAUGAAGGGACAAUGCUCCGUCACCAUCCUAUUUGUACAAAGUGUAAUUGUAAUGGCCAUGCUCAAACUUGUGAUGCCAUCACUGGACAGUGUAGUACUUGUGAGCACAACACCACUGGUGUCCAAUGUGAGCAAUGUAUUGACGGCUAUUAUGGUGAUCCUACUAAAGGUACGCCAAAUGACUGUAGAAAAUGCCUAUGUCCGUUAGUUCAAGGUUCCAAUAAUUUUAGCCCAACUUGCGAAGCAGAUAAUCUUGGCUACAUUUGCACUAAAUGCCCGGUAGGGUACACUGGAAGGCACUGUGAGAAGUGCGAUGCUGGCUAUUUUGGGAAUCCCGAAGAGCUUGGUUCCAAAUGUGAAUCAUGCAAUUGCAAUAAUGGUCCAUGUGACCACCUAACUGGUCAAUGUUUGACUUGCCAUGGCAAUACAGAAGGAGGGAAAUGUGAUAGGUGUAAACCAUUUCAUUAUGGUUCACCGAACACAACUGGAUGUUUUCCUUGUGAAUGUAGUAUUACCGGUGGUGAAGAAGGGGAAGCUUGUGAUAUCAUUACAGGACAGUGUAAAUGUAAGGAAAGAUUCACUGGCAGGGCAUGUGACAGGUGUGAGACAGGAUUGGGGAAUGUGUCAGCUGGAUGUUUGCCGUGUGCCUGUAACAAGAUUGGUGCUGUUUCUUCUAUAUGCGACCCAGUUACUGGUAUAUGUUCAUGUCACCCAGGUGUUUCUGGGCUCUUAUGUGAAAACUGUUUACCUCAACAUUAUGGUUUUUCAUCAACCGGUUGUACUUCCUGCUCUUGUCACACCUUAGGAUCUAGAAGUCUUGAUUGUGAUGCAAUAACAGGAGAAUGUAGUUGUAAGGAACAUGUAGUUGGACGCACAUGUAGUAUAUGUGAGACUGGUUACUGGGGGCUGAGUAGUACAGGUUGUGUGAAAUGUGAAUGUGACAUUCUUGGUUCUAAAGAGCAUGGGUGUGACCAAGAAACUGGACAGUGUUAUUGCAAACCAGGAGUAGGAGGAUUGAAAUGUGACCAGUGUCUUCCAAGAUUUUACAACAUGUCUUCCGAAGGAUGCUCAGAAUGUGAUACAUGUGACUUGCCUGGACAUGUAUGUGAUCCUGACACAGGUGCUUGUGUUUGUCCACCCUACACCACAGGUUUGGCAUGUGAAGAAUGUUUGCAACACACUUGGGGUUUUCAUCCGCAACAUGGCUGCAAGGCUUGUGAUUGUGAUAAACAUGGAUCUUAUGAUGGAAAAUGUGAUCCUUUGACAGGGAAUUGCCAUUGUCGAGAAGGUUACAAAGGUCCAAAAUGCCAAGCAUGCUCAAGGGGCUACUAUGGUUUUCCAGUAUGUCAGAAAUGUGGCUGUGAUACCACUGGAACUAAAAAUCAGUAUUGUUUUGAGGGUCUUUGUGAUUGUGACAACACAGGGCAAUGUCCUUGUAAGGAAAAUGCUGUAGGCCUUCAUUGCUCCUUAUGCAAAGACGGAACAUUUGGAAUGAACUAUGAUGAUCCUAAUGGUUGUACGGAAUGCUUCUGUUUCGGUCGCAGUACCAAAUGUUCUGAUGCUGGUCUUACUUGGACUCAAAUUCGAAUUCCUAGACCAAGAACCCUGAUGAUUAAGUAUGAUAAUGACUCAUCAUUCAUCGGAAACAUCUAUCCUGUUAAUACUCAAGAAAUAUGUUACAUAAAUCUUGCUAUGCCAGGAAAUGGAGGUAUUGUGAAAAAAGACGAUAAACAGCUAAAUUUAACAAACAAUCUUCGAAUCAUUCCAAGUGAUGAUGGUGAUGUUGAAUUGGGAGUAAAUUAUUUCUUCGAUGCUCCUGUUUAUUGGCAGUUGCCAGACAACUUCCUCGGAGAUAAGGUGCUUUCAUAUGGUGGUUACUUGAGAUUUUGCGUUGAGACUAAAGGCGAACACACACUGUUUCCGUCUACUGUCCUUUUAACAUAUCCUCUAAUACAAAUUCAGGGAAAUGAUAAAUUAAUUCUUGAGCAUUUCCCGCUUUUGCCAAAUCCGACAAAAUGUCAUCAAGUAAGGCUGCAAGAAUCGCUUUGGAAAGUGAAAAACAAUCCUCAAGAAAAAGUAAGCAGGGAAAUGCUGAUGAUUACUUUGCAAAAUGUCCAACACGUCCUCAUAAGAGCCAGCGACUCAAUUGAUUUUACCGAGGCAAGUUUGCGAGAUGUUUCUCUGGAUUCUGGAACUCCAUCUAGAACCAAAGUUACUAAUCCAGCUCAUGGUUUGGAAUUAUGUGAUUGUCCAGUCAACUACAACUCAUCAUCAUGUCAAGACCCGAGUUUAGGAUUUUUUAGGUCGAAAAGUCCCAUGGUAACUUCUACGAUAAUAAUACAGCUGGUGGGAGAAGCGAAACCUUGUGAGUGCAAUGGCAGAUCUUCUGUAUGUGAUAUUGAAACUGGACAUUGUCGUGAAUGUAGCCAUAAUACUGCUGGAUUCAAUUGUGAAUUCUGUGCCGAAGGAUAUUAUGGUAAUCCACAAGAAGGAAAAGAUUGUCUUCCGUGCCCUUGCCCUUCACCUGAGCAAAAUUUUGCUAAGACCUGCAUCGUUGAGCCAAAUGAGGAUCCUAUCUGCAUCUGUAAAGAAGGUUAUACUGGACCUCUGUGUAACAGGUGCAGUCCUGGGUGGUAUGGACAUCCAACAGCAAUUGGUGGAAAAUGUCAACCUUGCAUGUGUAAUGAAUUUGGCAGCCUAAGUGAUGAAUGUGACGAAGAACAAGGAUUCUGUACUUGUAAAGCAAAUGUAACUGGUAGGGAUUGUUCUCAGUGUGUUUUCCCAAGACAUGUUCUUGUUGAUUAUAGUGGUUGCUCAGAAUGUUCUGAUCCAUGUGUUACAUUAUUAUUAGACACAGUCAGCAAUUUGUCAAAAUCUCUUGAAUACAAUACUUACAAUAUUAUUACUGGUGCACUUGCUCCUCCCCGGGAGACGUUGAUGUCGUUUAGAACAAACUUUAGUGAUCUUAAUGACACUUGGUUCACUACUAAGGAAAAUCUUCUAGUUUCUGAAACUUUGAACAACAAUGUAGAGAGCGAGUUUAGAAUGAAAUUGAAACAUCUACAGAACAAAGUAAAAAAGGCGAAGAAGAAAGGCGAAACUUCACUAGAAUCUGCCUUAGAACUAAAAAUAAUUACAGAUGACAUGCAACGUGAAGUUGGUGCAACUAAAGAAGAAGUUUAUGAUACCAUAGAUCGCUUGCUCACCUAUGCAGAAGGCGACAAAGAACAGAUAAGUACUUCAGCGAUGCUUCACGAGGCGAAACAAGUCUUAGCGAGGGUAUUGGAUACAGAUCUUGAGGCUAAUAAGAGGCACGGAAAUGAAGUACUUAGGCUUUGUAAUAAUACACUUAAUGAUCUUCAUUAUAUUCUUGGAGAGAGAAAUGAAGUUCGCCAAUUGGCUGACAAACUGGAAGACUUGUUAAUGAAGAUGGAUGAUUUUGAUAGAUUAGCUGACGAAACAUUAAAAAAAAGAGACAAAAUAGUGAAACUGAACACAGAUAAUAAAAAUAAGACUGAAAUUUUAAGAAAUAAUUUUAGAGAAAUAGAAAAUGCUUACAAUGAAGCUAAUAAAGUUCUCAACAAGACUAACUAUAUGAACGAAGUUACCAAAGUUAAUAUACAAGAAGCUGAUGAUAACCUAGAAGCCAUCAAGACUCUGAAAAAUGAUCUGCAUCAUUCAACUAGACUGAUUCAGAAACGUGCGAAUAUACUCCGCCACAACAAUGAGCUAUAUUAUGAUCAAUACGUAGGGUUAGCUAGGCAACGUGCUGAUGAUUUAAUGAAUACAACAGAGAAAUAUGUUGGUAUGUUCAAGAAAGACACUGGAAGUGCGAUGAAAGCGAGCACAGCUUAUCAGGAUAUUGUUGAUGCAAUUCAUGAGGCACUCGAUGCAGCUAAGAAUGCAUCAUUAGCUGCAGAUGUUGCUUAUGAAAAGGCGUAUCCUGGUGUCGGCACUGAUUCAUUAUUUGAUCAGUCAAAAUCUUCGAGGGAAAUAUCAAAUGAGUUGAGUAUCCGUGCCCAGGAUCAAUUGGACAGGGUAUAUGCGCUGCCUCCUGACUUAUAUCAAUAUACCGAAUCAUUAAAUAAGCUGGAAGAAAAAAUAAAAAAUGUUACAAACGAUGACAAUUACAUCAACAAACAAAUUAAUGAGCUUUUAAAUCAAUUAUUAUCUGUAAAGAAUUCAUCUUUGGAAACGAUUAUAAACUGUGAUAACACUUUGCUAACAACUCAGGAAAUCAUGGAUAGUGUUUCAUUUUUGUCACACAAUAUAUCAACAAAUUUAAGAGGAAGGGUAAAACAACUGGAAAAUGAUGGGGAAAUCAGUCUCAACACUGGAGAUAUAAUUGAUGAAGUACAAUCGAACAUCAAGAAAGCUCACGAUAUGGUUAAGAAAAUGACUUUUGGUCUAAAUGAACAAACAAAACUUUUCUCUGAAUGGAAUGAUACAAUUUCUGGUAAAUUAGAGACGCUUAGAAAUAAAAUCACGCAAGCCCAUCAUGUAACUAAUGGCAUAAGGCUCUCGAUGACAAGUAUCGGUGAUAACGGAGGCAGUUGUGUUCGAACUUAUGAACCAGAUCACUUAGAACCAAGCACUAUGACUUCAGUAGUUCUCACAUAUGCUAUCAGUUCUCAAUUAAGAGAUGCACUUCUGUUUUACCUGCCAAGUUCAACAACAAAUGAUUUCAUUGCUAUUGAAAUGGUGAACAGAAAAAUCAGAUUUGUUUGGAAUGUUGGUGGAGGUUUGGGCGAAGUUACUCACCCUCAUCACAUACAAACUGCUGGAGAUCUGAGCAAAGAUCAGCAUUGGUACAAAGUAGAAGCAGAAAGGGUAUCAAAUAUUGGCCAUUUACGAGUGAGGCCAGUCGUUGUUCCUGAAGGAUCUGUACUCGCUAACAUGUCAUUUGCUACAAACUCUUCAACUCCAGGCAUUGGGAGGCUUGACGUUGCUCCAGGAGAUCGAGUUUGGGUCGGUGGUGCAGCAGACAGACGACAUGAGAACAACUUGCUGUCAACCCAGACAGGGCUUGUUGGCUGCCUUCAUCAUUUAUAUCUCAAUGAUAGGCCGAUAGGUUUGUGGGACUUCACAACACAAAAUCCAAACUCUUGUACAGCGUGUGUGGAAGGUGCUGAAGAGCGUAAAGAUAUUUCUUCAUUCACUUUCUUGGGAGAUGGUUAUGCCGUUCUUCAUCAUGAUAGUGUUAGUGCUUACAAUAAAUACAUUUUUAGCGUUUCCUUAUCAUUUAAAACAUAUGAUAGUAAUGCACUCUUGUUUAUCGGAAUUGGACCAGAACAGGAGAGAUUUAUAUCAUUGACAUUAAAAGGCGGACGACUAGUGUUUAGAAUAAAUUAUGGUGUAGAAUCGACUCUAGAAAUGUCUUCUUUUGAGAAGUACAACACAGGAAACUGGACAAGGGUAGAAGCUAGUCGUUAUUUUGAUAGGAAAAAGAAAUUGGAAAAGGGGGUUUUGAAAGUUGGAAAGGAGAAGAGAGAUGGUGCUCCAACUCCACCACCAAGCCAAGAUAUGAUUCCUGAUAUGUCUUCAGCAAGUUAUUAUGUCGGUGGUUUACCUCCAGAUGUCAAGCUUAAAGUGAAUGUUCCUGGUUCAUUCUUAGGAUGUAUGAAAGAUCUUCAAAUCGAUCAGGGUGAAUACAGCCUAUUGAAAGGGCAGAACUGGGGAAUACAAGCUUCUUGUUCUAAAAAGUCUAUUACUGUUGCUGGCUUUCAUGGACAAGGCUACAUUGAAUUGCCUUCUCACACAUUAAAAAAAAAAGACAAUUUUGGUUUUGUCUUCUCAACUUCGCAGAGAGAUGCACUUUUAAUGUUGUCUACAUUCGAAGGACUGGAUCGUUUGAGCUAUUUUUCUGUAAGCUUACUGCGAGGACAGAUAGAUGUCAGGCUUAAUGCUGGAAAGGGAGAAGUACGUUUGGCCAGCAUCAGCUCUGAGUAUUCAGAUUCUAGAUUCCAUACCGUUAGCAUCGUGAAGAACGGAAGGAGAUUGGAGUUGCGAGUUGAUGACAGUCUUGAUUCUACAACUACAUUGCCAGAAGGAGCAGUCACGCUAAAAGCACCAGGAGAACUCGGUGGUCUUUAUUUUGGCGGUCUGCCUCCAGGUUUCAACAGCACUGGUCGUACCUUUUCUAAUAUACCAUUUAUUGGAACGAUUAAGGACAUAAUUUUCAAUGAAAAAAUUUUUGGUUUCGAUCAUCCUAUAAAUUUUGAAGGUGUUACAAUCGGAAGAUUUGGACCUGGCGGAGGUGAUACAGAUGGCCUACUUCCAAGGAGCUCAAUAGGCUGUCGCAAAGUAACAAGCUAUACGUUAGAACCAGGAGCUGUUAAAUUUGGAGAUAAUCCUAAUUCAUACGUGGAGCUUAACUUCAGGAGAAGAGCCAUAUUACAGAAAAACUUUACUCUUGAACUUGAUUUCAGAACAUUCUAUCCAAAUGGACUCAUAUUUAUGAUACCUGGAGUCAAAGGAAAACAACCUCAUUAUUUAAUGGCAGCUCUCCGAAAUGGUCGUGUACAAAUCGUCUUGAAAGGUAGAAGAAAAAUCGAAACAACUGCACAUGCUGUUUUUAAUGAUGGAGUUUGGCAUAAGAUGAUCCUCGAAAAAGAAGAUAGAAGAAUGACUCUUAAAGUUGAUUCAAUUGAUCCUGAAAAAACCAAAACACCUAAAAAAAUGAAUGUUGGUCACAUUAUUUAUAUCGGAGGCUUACCCGAAUCUGGUGUGAUGCUCCCACAACCACUGCUCAACAAAUUAGAAGGAUUCAAAGGAUGUAUAAGAGGCCUGAAGGUGAAUAAUCAUGAGGAAUACCUGCUCAGUGAAAAGUCGACUCCACCUUAUCGAGUUGGACAGUGUAUUCCCCAGGUAGAAAGGGGAUCCUAUUUUCCAGGAGAUGCUUAUGCUGUCUACAAAAACAAAUUUAAUAUGGGAACGUUAGUCGAAUUUGAACUAGAGUUCAGAACAUCUGAAUUAAAUGGAAUAAUUUUAAGUGUCUCCGAACCUGAAGGAUAUCCUGCUCUCUCUUUAGAACUUCUUGAUGGGAAAGUUGUAAUGAAAGGAGACAUGGGUGACCGAAGACCUUUCAGGAUGGAGCAAGGCUUAGCGACUGAAUAUGCUAUAUGUGAUAAUAGGUGGCAUAGGAUCCAUGCUACGUAUAUCAAUGAUCAACUUACGCUACGUGUUGAUAACCUUGACCAAAGCUACUGGCUGUCUGACAACGGCCAUUUGACUGAAGCUUCAACUAAUAGUCCUUUGUAUAUUGGUGGCAUUCCGGAAAAUGCUUCAAGUGGGACUUUAGAGACGAGAGAAGAUUUCAAAGGGUGUAUGAGAAACAUAAUUAUCAAUGGGGAGAGAAAAGAUUGGAUAAAUAUGGCUUCGUUACACCACAUCCUUCUUAGCUCGUGUCCUCUGGUAGGAUGAUGAUGAUGAACUUCUGUAUCUCUUUAGAAGAAAUAUGCCUGUGCGCAGGUCGAACAAAGUACAAACUGAAAUAUGACUAAUUAUUUAUUUAUUAUAAACGAGUAACGCGGAUCGGAGAAAAGGGGAUAAAAGAAGUGAUUAGUAAGUUAUACCACGGAUGAUAUUGAUGAAUAAGAAUUUACCUCUUGAGGAGGUUUUGUAUAUUUUAUAUUUUACUUUUUAUAUUUGUUGUAAAUAAUUUAAAUUAUUAAGCAUGUAAAAAUGCAACAAUAAAAAAAAAUAUGUUAUUUUUUUUCAA
Nezara viridula (southern green stink bug) is the source of this 9532-nucleotide messenger RNA. The record is from the annotation of a GenBank genome assembly. NCBI's taxonomy places the organism in Eukaryota, Metazoa, Arthropoda, Insecta, Hemiptera, Pentatomidae.